GGCAGCACCGCUUGCUCCGCGGAUCUUCGGCUCGCUCCGGGUACGAGCUCUCCCUGCGCUCGUUCAAGCUCCGCCACGCUUACCUCUCCUCUCUCUUUCUCUCUUACUCCCUUACUCUCUUUUACUUUCUUCUCUCACGCAUUUUCGUUCUCUCUCUCUCUGUUUUUCGCUCUUUCUCUGUCUUCAAUCCCGCUGUAUCGGCGUGGCGCGGCCGCGACAGUCGCAACGACGACGACGACGACGACGACGACGACGACGACGACACGACGACAACGACGAAGGAAAAAUCAAACCGCCGCGGGUGGAAAACGCGGGACGCGUGCAGCGAGAACGCAUCGCUUCGCGUGUGUCCGGCGGCCGCGUGUGUCGCGCACAUCAGGCCUAUACGUGUGUGAGCGCUCGACGUGCCGUCCGCUCGCUGCAUUGCGAGUGUAUACCAAUACGUCGUCGUUCCUCGUCUCGCGACCAAAGAGAGGAGGCUCCCUUCCCCCGACCUGGAUGCGCGGCAGUCUGUAUGAUUGUGCUGUAGUCCUCUGAACGCUAUUUGGACAGCGUCUGUAGAUAGCAAGGACGCGGAGAAGGAAGAGGAGGCGUGAAGCGCGAGCGGAAGAUGCCGCGCGACGCAGCCAGAGAACGUGAAUGCGACGAGCAUCGUCGGGACGCGAGUCGCGGCACCGACUGUUUACGGAGUGCACGAUGAUGGCGGAAUGCCUGUGGACAGGGUGCACAGUAUUAUCCGGCUCGUCGAUCGAGUAUACGGUAAAGUCGAUCUCCCAUCGUGGUGGCAAGAUCGAGCGCAACAGGGGCAGCAGCAGCAGCAGCAGCAGCAGCGGCAGCAACAGCAGCAGCAGCAGCAGCAACAGCAGCAGCAGCAGCAGCACGUGUCUGGGACGGGAUAAUAAAUGCCAAAACGGCACGACGCCGGCACGAGCCGAGGUGGAUCAAACGUGGGGACGCGAAACACAAUUGUCGAAUGCGGGCAGGUGUUCCAGGAGGAUCGCUGGAUCGCGUGGUUGCAUGUAAAUCGCGAGGAAGAGGAGCAAGAGAAGGGAGAGGAGGAGGAAGAGGAAGAGAAGGAGGAGGAAGAAGAGAAGACAAAGAACGUCAAAGUUCAUCGUCGCGAGCGGAUCGCGGACAGCCGGAUUGAACGGCCGCCUCGCGGAUUCUUAUCGCACGGCAGGGGAUAGCGGGAGCCACCACGGGGGCGGGGGUGGGCUUGCCCCUGCUUCUU
Molecule: messenger RNA, 1231 nt
Organism: Acromyrmex echinatior (Panamanian leafcutter ant)
Lineage: Eukaryota; Metazoa; Arthropoda; Insecta; Hymenoptera; Formicidae
Source: RefSeq, a predicted model, not a curated record